GUUGCAGCCCGUGCCCUUGUGAGGCUGGCAUGCAGGAUGGCAGGACAGCCCAGCCACAUGCCCCAUGGAGGGAGCCCGAACAACCUCUGCCACACCCCGGGGCCCGCGCACCUUCCUGACCCACAGAGACACCCCAGCACCCUGUCUUUUCGCUGCUCGCUGGCGGACUUCCAGAUCGAGAAGAAGAUAGGCCGAGGACAGUUCAGCGAGGUGUACAAAGCCACCUGCCUGCUGGACAGGAAGACGGUGGCUCUGAAGAAGGUGCAGAUCUUUGAGAUGAUGGACGCCAAGGCGAGGCAGGACUGUGUCAAGGAGAUCGGCCUCCUGAAGCAACUGAACCAUCCAAACAUCAUCAAGUACCUGGACUCGUUCAUCGAAGACAACGAGCUGAACAUCGUGCUGGAGCUAGCCGACGCGGGCGACCUCUCGCAGAUGAUCAAGUACUUUAAGAAGCAGAAGCGGCUCAUCCCCGAGAGGACGGUGUGGAAGUACUUCGUGCAGCUGUGCAGCGCCGUGGAGCACAUGCACUCGCGUCGGGUGAUGCACCGAGACAUCAAGCCUGCCAACGUGUUCAUCACGGCCACAGGCAUCGUGAAGCUUGGUGACCUCGGUCUGGGCCGCUUCUUCAGCUCUGAGACCACUGCAGCCCACUCCCUAGUGGGGACGCCGUACUACAUGUCGCCGGAGAGGAUCCACGAGAACGGCUACAACUUCAAGUCCGACAUCUGGUCCCUGGGCUGUUUGUUGUACGAGAUGGCAGCUCUCCAGAGCCCCUUCUAUGGGGAUAAGAUGAACCUCUUCUCCCUCUGCCAGAAGAUCGAGCAGUGCGACUACCCACCUCUCCCUGGAGAGCACUACUCGGAGAAGUUAACCCUCAAUGGUCUACACUGUCGUCCCUGACCAGAUGACAGUUUAGCCCUCCAGAGAGCACCACUGGGCGUCCUGGGCAGGUGCUUCCUGACACUCACCUGGCUGCCUACAGCAAACCCGCUGACCAAGCCUCCCUGCGAUGACCCCAGGCUGGGCCGCUGCUCUGCUGCCGUGCGUGGGCUCGGUUCUACUGUGACACUGUCAGCUCGGGGGACUCUCCAGAUGCUCUCCAGAUGCAGCCUUUCCUCUGUACUUGUUCUCCAUGUUUGAAAUAAAACAGGGUGAGAGGAGUUACUUCUGUGCAAGGGUACAAGUCAUGAAUGAUUUUAAAACAGCUUUGGAGAUUUUGCUCUUAAACCAGUAGAUACAAAAUUUAAAAGUGUCAGCAGCACAAAUUCUUGAAUCGCCUUUCAAAACAACUUCCCAGGCCCCAGACAUUGAGUAAUCUGGGGAUUAUUUCUUAAGCUCUCCAAAUAAUUUUGAUAAUCAUCAGCCCAGUUUCUGCCCUCAACAAUUCUGUUGUUCUCCCCAGCUCACUCCUGCCAGUUGUGACGAGGGAAGCUGGCCUGAGAGUGGGCGCACCCCCGAAUGGCCUGUGUGGGCGAG
Propithecus coquereli (Coquerel's sifaka) is the source of this 1476-nucleotide messenger RNA. It is a transcript of the gene NEK6, whose product is annotated as NIMA-related kinase 6. Bases 37 to 900 code for a protein of 287 amino acids. The record is from RefSeq and is a predicted model, not a curated record. The transcript has 9 exons. Gene Ontology annotation, molecular function: protein kinase activity; ATP binding. Lineage: Eukaryota; Metazoa; Chordata; Mammalia; Primates; Indriidae. Gene Ontology annotation, biological process: protein phosphorylation.